UAUCGACAUACACAAAGCGCAUCACACAUACAAAGACAAAAAAAAUAAGCAGGCUGCAUACGAAAAAUUAAAAAAAUUAAUUAAGCGCUGCCUACGACGAGUUUGUGCUAAAGCAAAUAAAUAAUAUUUUCUUGUGUGUGUCGUCCAAACAACAGCAGCAAAAUAACCAAGUUUAAUAUACGCCUUGAGAACAUCAUGUCGAAAAAUAAAAAACUGUCGCUAUCGGGCGACUCAACAGAGAAAUUUAUCUACAAACCCAAGGACUUGAUAUGGGCCAAAAUGAAGGGCUUCACACCAUGGCCAGGAAUGAUUGUCGAGCCGCCGCUAGAUCUGCUUGCCCAGCAGCGACGCGCCAAUACGAAAUGUGUGUUCUUUUUUGGUUCGCGAAACUUCGCUUGGAUUGAGGAGCACAAUAUCAAGCCUUUUGAAGGACCGUGGAAGGAUGAGCUUGCUAAGGUUAGCAAGCCGGCUGCCUUUCGGCACGCUAUGGCCGACAUUGAUAAAUAUGUGGAGAAUCCGGCCGAGAUUGAUAGUCAAAUCGAUGAAAGCUGCGGCAUGGGCAAUCAUACUACCGAAGCUGAUUUUGACAAGAUUCGCGACGGCCUUGACAGCGAUGAGAGUCCCGAAACGGGCACUGAUGGCAACAAUGGAGUUGUCCCUCAUGUGGUUGGCAGUCCCGAUGAAUCCGAUGGGCUGACCUCGAAUGCUGCAGUCGAAAAUAAUGCAACUUCCCCAGUUGUGACAACUACGCCCACAGUCAAGAGCCAAGCGAAACGCACACCCAAAGCUAAGUCCAGUGCUGCUGUUGCCGUCAGCAGCAAGCAGGCGAGCAAAGCCGCUUCGGCCAAAUCAGCAGCAGCACAAAAGCGUCGCAUCUCGGCACAACACACGCCCACCGGUGCAAGCACAGCUAAGCGUGGACGACGCGCCGCAUCUGGCGAAGCUGAUCACUAUGAGAGUCCGAAUGCGGAUUACGAUGGCGCUAGCUCGUCAUCGCUUGCGGCACGAGCACGCAUCGACACAGACGCCUUUUUAGGCUCAUUAACAAAGCGCACACCGAAUGCAAUUGCGCUGCUGGAUCGACCUGUGGUCACACGACCCGAGACACAGGCCAUUGACAUGAAUUCGCGCUCCAAUACGUUGGCAGAUCGCGAUAUUGUGCCGUCGGAUCAGACAUUUGGUUUUCUCGGUCUGGGCAUGAUGGGAUCGACCAUUGUCAAGGACUUGAUCUAUACAAAACACAAGGUUGUGGUCUGGAACCGCACCAUUGAUAAGUGUCAGCCUUUUGUGGAUGCUGGGGCUGAGGUUAAGGACACUCCCAUGGAUGUCGUGGAGGCAGCAGACAUAAUCUUUUGCUGUGUCUCAGAUCCCAAGGGUGCCAAAGAUCUCGUAUUUGGCAACUGUGGCGUUUUGCAGUUAAAGGAUCUGCGAAAUAAGGCAUACGUCGAAAUGUCAACCAUUGAUCCAGAGACAUCGAUGGAUAUAGGAGAGGGCAUCAAGCAAUGUAAUGGUCGCUAUUUGGAGGCACAAAUUCAUGGAUCACGACAAGAGGCCGCCGAGGGCAUGCUGAUCAUAUUGGCCGGCGGUGAUCGCACAGUCUUUGAGGAGUGCCAUUCCUGCUUCAAAACUAUAGCCAAGAACACCUUCUUCUUGGGCACAGAUGUUGGCAACGCAUGUAAAGUGAACCUCAUUUUGCAAACAAUCCUGGGCGUUAGUCUCGUCGGCCUGGCAGAGGCGUUAGCUUUGGCUGAUCGUUUUUCCAUUUCGUUAAACGAUAUCAUAGACAUAUUCGACUUAACUUCUAUGAAAUCGCCGUUGCUGCUGGCCAAGGGCAAAGAAAUGGCCAAGGGCGACUUUAAUCCGCAGCAACCAUUAAGUCAUAUGCAGAGAGACUUGCGCCUAGUGCUCAACAUGGCUGAGAAUUUGGAUCAGUCAAUGCCAGUGACGAGCAUUACGAAUGAGGUGUUUAAGCACACAAAACGCUUGGGGUACAGCGAGCACGAUUCUAGUGCUGUAUUCGUAAGAUCCAGAUUUUAACAUUUAGUUAACACGACUACCAUUUAAACUAUACAUUAUCAUUUAGUUUAAACCGUACAUCAAACGAAUGAAACACAUCCAUAUAAACUGACACACACACACAGAGAGAGAUCCACGCCACAGACAGGCAGACAGACAGACACAGACACACACACACACAUAUUCAGUCGUGUUGAAAGCAAUAACCAAACAAUAUGUAUAAGCAAUGCUUGUUGCAAUAAUUUGCAUCACAUUUUUGUAGUUAUUGUUCUUGCAACACGAAUUCUAAUCCAUUCAUAUCUCUACUCCCCCUUAACUGCCUCUUCACUUUCCUCCAUCCAACCAACAAAAAUCAACAAACAAAACGCAAUCACACACAAAACUAGAGUAACUUCUAUCCAGAUCAAAGUCUAAAGCAAGCAACCAGGUCAAUUAACAUUCUGGCGAACAUGCCAACCAAAUCGGGUCUCUUCACUCGCUUGGGGAUGCCGCCGACAAACUCGCGGCGCCUGCGCUCGGCCAGCGUUUGAGAUCAGAUAUGUGAGAGCAGAUCAAGAAAGAGGAAGAGAGAGGGAGUUAAACAGAGUGUGAAGCGAUCAAGAAAAUGAUGUGAAUUGACGGGUGACCUAUGAAUGAGACAAGAUCAAGCAGGAAUAUAUAUGUUUAUAUAUAUAGAUAUAUAUGAAUCCUGCAGUUGUGUGUUAGCGGACCGCUUUCAUACCUCCUUGUGCGUUAUAAUUUGUAAAAGUUUUGAUUUUUUUAAUAUUCAUAUUAUAAUAUUGUUUUGAAUUAUUUUGGGCCCAAUGUUGUCAGCCGACGCCGCUGUACGAGCAAUAAUUCUGCAUGACUUGCGACCCCCUCAACCCCGCAUGUUCAAAUAUCGCACACAAAUUGAGCAAGUCUGUAAAUUGUUGAAAGCCCGAAAUUAUUUCAUCUAUUCUAUUCUACUUUGUUGCGUAAAACUUGACGUUUAACCAAAAAAAACUAUAUAUAUAUGUAUUUCAAAGUGUAUAGAGCAUGCGAUUAAGUGUACAAAAUGAAAUUACUAAAAAAAAAAAAAAAUAAAAACUUCUAAAAAUCAUUGGAAAAUCUUCAAGAGCUAUUGCUUGUUCGCGGCGCUGGCUGCACAUUAUUAUGAAAUUUAUUUUUAACCAAAAUAGAAAAGAAACAAAACUUCAUUUUAGCUAGUUUACUUAUAUCGCACAUAAAUCUAAUUUGCAUAAUGUCCUAUGCAAGAACUGCAAUACCAA
Drosophila mojavensis is the source of this 3266-nucleotide messenger RNA. It is a transcript of the gene Ndf, whose product is annotated as putative oxidoreductase GLYR1 homolog. NCBI's taxonomy places the organism in Eukaryota, Metazoa, Arthropoda, Insecta, Diptera, Drosophilidae. The transcript is spliced from 9 exons. Gene Ontology annotation, molecular function: oxidoreductase activity, acting on the CH-OH group of donors, NAD or NADP as acceptor; NAD binding; NADP binding. The record is from RefSeq and is a predicted model, not a curated record. Bases 196 to 2037 code for a protein of 613 amino acids.